UAAAAUGAAAGAAGAAAAUCAUUAUGAUUGGCCUGACCCUACAAGAAAUGACCUCAUGUACUUAUCAACAAUCAGUAUCAUCUCAACUUUAAUAUCAAGGAAAUUAGAAUAAAUUACGAUCCAUCUCUUAGGACUAUAAAUAUACAACUAACUUACCAAAAAAAACAUAUUAUAACAAAGAAACCUUUAUUAAUAAAGUUGAUGACAUUCCCAUCAAAAAUAACAAAUUUGAAACUGUAAGAGAAAGUCUCUAUAUUGAUGAUAUUGCUGUAAAUAAUUAAAUUCAAAUUUAGGGAACUAGACCCUAGAUUGCUAAGUUUAAAACCACUAGAGAAACAAACCCAGUUGAACCUAUAUACAGAAUUCCUUCAUAUUAAGGAGCUGAUAUUCCUUAGCCUAAUAAAUUUAUUAGAGACACAUUAAACAUAUCAGAUAUUCAAGGUACUGUCCCAAAAAUUAAGAUCUAUAAUCCAAGAAAUGUAGAUCCUUACACUUUUAUUGAAGGCUCUAAACCUAAAUAAUUAAGACAUCUUAUUCACCCUUAGGAAGAAUAAGACUUGAAGAGAACUUCAAUUAGAUAAGUUAAUCCUCUAUAACCUUUUUAUAAAUGGGGAGAGGAGAUUAUAGGUCCUGUAGAGGGAUCACAACCUUAUAAUCAUUGCAAAGACAGAAAUAAAUUAAAAAGUCUUUCCUUAUAUACUAAGGACAUAACCGGAGCUUAAUCAGACACUGUAAAGAAAAUCCCGAAAGAAUCUUAGAAGAUAACAAAUAAUACCUAAGAUAUUUAUAGAGCAUAAGCUAAUACUAUAUAAAGAGGAAUGUAAACAAAGAGGCAAACUAAUCCGUUGCAACCAGCUUACUAAUUAUUAGGCUAAAGUGAACUAUAUAAUCUGCAAUUCAAAUGA
Paramecium primaurelia is the source of this 905-nucleotide messenger RNA. The record is from the annotation of a GenBank genome assembly. Lineage: Eukaryota; Ciliophora; Oligohymenophorea; Peniculida; Parameciidae.